CUCAGAGACACGUACGCUCACCUGGGUGUGUACACUCCUUCACAUGAACAGAUGCAGGUACGUCAAGCAGCUGUCGGCUCGACCUGACAGUCGCUGAAUCCUGGACCUGAAGAGGAGAGAGUGGAGCUAUGGAGGAACUCAGAGGAAGCAUGUCUGUGUCCGAGGACAGUCCAAAACAACCAAAGUCCAGAUCAGGCCCUGAGUUCCUCGGUCUGUCCCGCUGUGCCGGCUGCUACAACCAGAAGGCCAGCUCCAUGCCUCGGCGGGGGGGCGACGGGGAGUCCAGCUCUUCAGCCGAGGACUCUGGUCCGGAGGUGGACUGUGAGUCAGAAUCAGAGUCUUCCUCCAGCAGCAGCUGCUCUGGGCCUGUCGUAGCAGAAACACCUGAAACAGAGAGGAGCUCGCCGGAGUGUGGAGGAGAGGACGGUGCCGGACGGGAGGAGACGGGAGAGACGACGUCGCAGAGGCAGCAAGAUGAUAACAAGAAAAGGCGGAUGAUUCAAAGUGCUCCACUUGUCCAGUCUUUCUCCCUGCCUUCCUCCCUUCCUCCUAACCUCACCCCUCUCUCCUUCUUGCCCCGCCCUCCCGGGGUCGUAUCCACCCUUCACCUGGAGGUGUUGCCCGAGAAUCACAGCGAUAACACCUUCGUCACCAUCCGCCGACACCUGUCUGAGAGAGAGGACGAGAACACAGGGGGAGGAGGAGCAGGAGGAGGAGGAGGAAGAGGAGCAGGAGGAGGAGGAGGAAGAGGAGCAGGAGGAGGAGGAGGAGGAGGAGGAGGAGGAGCAGGAGGAGCAGGAGGAGGAAGAGGAGCAGGAGGAGGAGGAGGAGGAGGGCUACAGAGCUUCAACAACCCUCUGCUUCCACAACCAUCUCAGUGUCAGCAGAUGGGGUUGCCUUGGCAACAGAGGUCACAACCAACAUCACAGCAACACCAGUAUCAGCAGAUGAUAUAUCAAUACCAACAACAACAACAACAACAACAACAGUUUCCUCUCUUCUCAGCUCAGGGUCAAAGGUCGCACACACUGCCCAUGUUACAACGCCCGACGCUGCACACACACCUACGGGCACCACAUGCGCCGCAGACACAUCUGCACACACUCACUCCACAGCCGUGUUGGUACUGUUACCAAACGCACCUCCCUUACACAUACUGGAGUGAUUACAGCAGCGGACAGUUUCCCAGAUAAUGAGAGUGAAGUGUUGAACACAGCCAUUAAAUAUGUGAAGCAUCCAGGACGGAGAUGUGACUACGAGUGCAGCCUAACCUCUACCGUAGAAAAGUUUGCGGCACCUCGCUGGAUGAGAAUCUAAACAUGAGGAGGCGUCGGAUCCGUCUCAUAUUCAUUCUGCAGCACGAAACAACAGCCAGAGACAUUAAGAACCAUCAGCACAGAGUCCUGACCUCCACAUCAUGGAGUGAGUGGGAUCACAUGCAGAGACAGAGGACCAAGAUCCCUGGAACUAGCAACCUGCCGAGAACCCGAAACACUGAGUGCAGUUGUGUGCUGAGGAGAACUGGAGCUGGAGUCGCAGCAGAUCCUGCACAGCGCUUUGUAUCGUUAAUCGAUAAAUAAAAACGACUCAUGGCAUCAUAUUUGAAAGCAUCCUCACUUUAUUUUCUCUGCCUUGAACCUUUGCACAACACUGCACACAUGUAUUGUCUUGGGUUUUAACUGAAUGCAUCAAAACAACAACAACAACAAGAGUAAAAUUCUGUCAAUUGUUUUCUGAUGUCACCUUGACCUUUGACCUUUGACCACCAAAGUGUAAUCGGUUCAUCCUUGAGUCCAAGUGAAUGUUUGUGCCGAAUCUGAAGGGAUUCCCUUUGAGGAGUUCUCCAGAUAUUGCGUUCAAAUUUCCAAAAUCAUGUUUAGUGAGGUCACCGUGACCUUGACCUUUGAACUUUGACAAUAUGGCUCCUGCUCUGACUGUCGCCGGCGCGGAGGAAUGAAAAUGAAAAUAACAAUAAAAACUCACACAUUUAUAACUCGUGUCUAAUCAAUAUUUUAAAUUAAAAAGGUGACAAACACUCUUAUAACAACAAACUAUUCUCAACCUGAAACCAACCGGAAAACAAUCCAGUAGCUGUCAACACAACAUCUCAACUCCAGAGACGUCCCCCUCACGGUGGCGCCCUGGGGAAAGUCAGCGGGACUCCUCCUCUGGGGACCAUGAAUAUCUGAACCACUACUUCCAACAGCUGAUGAGAUAUUUCAGUGUAGAUGAGAGUUAUCAUGUCAACACAUCACUGCAGGGCUGCUAGAACAUACACAAACAUAUCCAACAGGAAAAGAAGCAACAUGGCCGCCCUGUCUUCCUCGGCGU
This is a messenger RNA of Seriola aureovittata, 2331 nucleotides long. Its product is annotated as YEATS domain-containing protein 2-like. The transcript has 3 exons. Bases 129 to 1193 code for a protein of 354 amino acids. The record is from RefSeq and is a predicted model, not a curated record. Lineage: Eukaryota; Metazoa; Chordata; Actinopteri; Carangiformes; Carangidae.